Molecule: messenger RNA, 1926 nt
Organism: Mercenaria mercenaria
Lineage: Eukaryota; Metazoa; Mollusca; Bivalvia; Venerida; Veneridae
Exons: 5
Coding region: 71-796 (241 amino acids)
Source: RefSeq, a predicted model, not a curated record
UAUCCGCACAGUACCGGAAGCUCAAUUCAUAGCGAAAAUAAAAUGUCCUAGUUGCUUUUUUUGUAAAUUUAUGUACAAGACACUGUCGAGAUCGUCAUUUGGAACAACAAUGGAAGAUGAAACGGAACAUAAGACCCGUAGAAGUAUAGUUACAAGCUUACCUUCAGAUUACAGCGAUGUGCAGCCAAAGAGUUACGAUCCGGACUUUAUCUCAACAAUCAGCAAUCAGAUGCAAGUUCCGGACUCAAUACCAGUGAUGAAUGGAGACACAGAAUUCAACACAAGGCGGAGUGCUGGCUGGGGAAACAGGGAAGAGGAAAUUAGAAGACAUGAAAUGAAUGUUCCUGAGAGAAUUCUCCUGGCAGGUGGUGGUGCACAUAUAGGGGCCAAACCAGAAAUAAGGGGACUUAAUUUUAAUGACGACUUGCCAAGGGGAAGUUACCAAGAAGCUGUUGGUUUACAGACACCACCAAGAACACUAACUCUGGAAGAACAAUUUCCUUCAUUGGAAAAAGAAGAGUCUGUCGAGGGUGAAGAAGGAGCUGGCAAUACUCGAGUACCAAAUGGGACGAUGGCAAUAAGGGAAACUUAUACACCAGUGUCAACUUCCGACUCCAUGAUGGUUUCGGAGGAAGAAACUGCACAACUGCGUAAUCAGUUGGUGAAAUUGAGUAGACGACUAACAAAGAUUGAAAAACAGCAGGAUGUGCAGGCUACGAGGGAAAAGCUUUUAUACACCGCUGCUUUCGGCUACCUGAUGUUGAAAUUCUGCUCCUGGUUCUUUCGCAGCAAAUGACAACUACUGCCGGUCAGACUGUCAGCUGGACCGAAAUUCUUAAACAUUCACACACUGUCGUUACUGUACAUCUCUCUUGUGAUAUAUUAUAGAAAAAGGAUUAUGGAAGGCCGGAACAGACUUCCUUCAGUGUUGCAUUAUAUAAAAUACCUAUGGGAAUGGUUUAUGCCUAAUACUGAUAGGGACAUUCAUAAAUACUAAUUUUCUAUUGGAACGUAGCUGUUAUAAUCUUAAUAUGCUUGUUUCUGUUAAAACACGCUAACACUUAAAUGACGUCAUCUAAACGUGUGAUGAUGUCAAUGUUUUUGUUGUGCCCAAGAAAGAGUAUUUUAUUUACUGUUUUAGAUUAGGGGCAUAUUAGAAUUGAAAUAAUGUAUAGCAAUAUCAUGUUUUACCUAAAUUAAUACACUCAAAAUCGAUUAUAGGUUGCCAGAAUAAUUCACUCAGGCUAUGCCUUCAUGAAAUUAUUCCGCAAACAUAUAACCUCUUUCAAUGUAUUAAUAACGAUAAAACACGGUUUUUCUGUAAAUUAUUUCUUAAGUCAUUUACUUUUUUGGCAUAAUAUUUUUAUGUGAAGACAGAAUGUCUAAUUUGUGGGGACCAGAAAUUGUGUUUUUAAAAAGUAUGGAAAGAUAUGUUAGAUGGAAAAGUUGCUAAAUAGUUUCAUUCUGUGAAAUUACAGUUCUAACUAAGAGCCCCACGAAUAAUAAUUUUACAGGUCUCUGAAAUGACUGAAUCAUCAACUAACAUCAGUAACAUGCAUGCUUGUUUGUUAAACAUUUGUAACCGGUGGAGUGCUGCGAAACGCUUUGACACUAUGUGACAUUAUAGCCAUGCAAGUUCAGCAGGAAUUGUUAACACAUGGGUCACAUUAGUUUAUCGUCGACAAUUCAGAAGCAGUGUAAAUAAUAAAAAUGAUUUAAUAAUCAAAGUUUUUCAAAGUUUUCAUCACAUUGUGUUUCCGGAGUAAAUUUAGUUUCCUCAUUCAUAAUGUUUGAUUUACCUAGUAACAGGAUAUUUCAUUGGUUCUUUAAGUACCGCUUGAUGAUAAAAUUGACAUUACAGUUAUACUUUACAUCAUUGUUUGGUAAAGGAUAUUAUAUCCUACAUAAUAACUAGUAUGGAUCUCA